AUGCCUGAGAUGCAGACCUUCUAUUACACCAUCCAUCAUCCCUCUGGACUCUACCUGGAACACACUCUUGCACAGCAACGUCUCCUUGAAGACCAAGUAGAGUUAUGGUGGUUCGGGGAGCCACGGCAGUCCUUGUUCUGUUACUGCGCCUCUGUGAGCCUCAUACUGGGGUUGGGCUUUGGUGGCGUGGGCCUUCUGUCCACCACCACAACCAGCCUGUCUGGGGAAUGGCGUCUCGGGGUGGGCACCACCCUCUGUUUCUUGGCCCUGGCUAUUUUGCUCAAGCAGCUCCUCAGCUCUGCCAUCCAGGACAUGAACUGUGUGCACAGCCAGCAUCAGAUUGAGCAGUUGAGGAGCGGUGGGAGAGCUGACCCAGCACUGAUUUUAGCUGUGGGGUUGGCGGUGACGCUGUGUGGGAUGGUGCUGCUCUUUAUGGCUACAGUUGGCAGCCAGCGUCAUGACAGCAGAGAAAUGCUGGUGUUUGGUAUGAUACUGCUGGCUGCUGGUGCAGGCAUGUCACUGGCUAUAGUGGGCUACAGUGUGGGGGUGCACCUCAAGAAGAGAAGGGAACAAAGAAGGAGAAGGUGGAGGAGAGCGAGGAUGAUGGGGAGUCGACCUGUCCGAGUGUUCAGUGUAGGUGGACAGAUAAAUCCGGCCAGAGGAGUCACUUCUGCCAGCAGAACUAGCUUUCUCUGA
This is a messenger RNA of Nematolebias whitei (Rio pearlfish), 696 nucleotides long. It is a transcript of the gene tmem125b, whose product is annotated as transmembrane protein 125b. The coding region runs from base 1 to 696 and encodes 231 amino acids. Lineage: Eukaryota; Metazoa; Chordata; Actinopteri; Cyprinodontiformes; Rivulidae. The record is from RefSeq and is a predicted model, not a curated record. The transcript has a single exon.